This is a messenger RNA of Ooceraea biroi (clonal raider ant), 13370 nucleotides long. RefSeq names its product CLIP-associating protein (gene chb). Gene Ontology annotation, cellular component: microtubule organizing center; mitotic spindle; cytoplasmic microtubule. Gene Ontology annotation, biological process: mitotic spindle assembly; establishment of mitotic spindle localization. The record is from RefSeq and is a predicted model, not a curated record. Gene Ontology annotation, molecular function: microtubule binding. NCBI's taxonomy places the organism in Eukaryota, Metazoa, Arthropoda, Insecta, Hymenoptera, Formicidae.
GAGUCGGUGUUUAGCGGCGCGCGAGCGCUGUCGUGUAGCGCAGGUAGCCUCGUGUGCUAUCACGCGAUCGAGUGAUAGAUAGAACUAGUACUCGCAGUUUCCUCUAAUUUCCAUAGCAUGCGCUCGAGGAUCCGUGAGUCCUUGAUCGUGAACCUUGAGACUUGAGACGGGAUGUGAACGGUGUGAUCUUCAUUCUUCCCGUUUGUUUUCGUCACAAAACAAAGUGUAUUCCGAGAUAACCAAGUGCCCAUCGUGAUAACGUGCAUUGAAACUAGCGUCGUAUCGCAGUUCUCGCAUCACAAGCAGCUAGCGACUUCGACGUCAGACUUCCGCGCGAGUGUUUUGCGAAAUCAGCGAGGUCACGUUUACCCCACGCGCGUUUCGCUGGUGAUAAGUGCAGUUGCACGAAGUGCGUUAUCGCGGCCGCGUCGAUACCUGCCGCGCGACGAUUGUAACGAUUCGAGUAUGUAUGUACGUGCGGCACAACAUAGUUUUAUCGAAGUUCUCGCGACAAGGCAAGGUUGCUCGCGAUGAAACAAACGGCGAGCGCGUCGUAGUUGCGUGCUUCGCAGUUCGCGGCCUGCACGGAACAUGCGCCCGUGGCUAUGCGAAUAGAUAGGUAGAUGGGAAGUACCGUGCACUUGCGUGGUAUGAGGAUGCAAGCGAGAAUCACGUCCAGUAGUGGAAUUCUGAGUAUCCGUGUUUUUUUUACCACGCGCGAAUCUACAUGGAUUAAAACCAUAAAUGAAUAAGAGAUGAGUCCUCGUUUCUUUGGCAGUUUCCAGAGGAAUUUUCGAGUCGAGGAUCUAAAUUGUGCUUCGAGAACUCGCGUUCUCCAUCUCUUCGUGCGAAGUUGAGCGCGGCUUCUCUCAGACGUCCGGAAGUAGGAAGCCGCAACUUUGUCGUCACACGUCGUUCCCGAGUAUUCCUCGCGGUAUUGUUUUCGGACUCUCAGGCUCGAGAUGAACAGCCGCGAUUGUUUGCAUGCUGCGUAUCUAUAUUUCGAUCCUGUGUGCCGCGUGUGAUCGUGUUGGGUCUCCUUUCAGAGGAACGAGAAAUGCGCGAUGUGUAUACGUGUGUGUAUGUAUGUGUGUGCGUGUCUAUGAGGAAACUGCAGGAUUCUAAGUACAUAUAUCGAGUGUGGUGCAAAAAAGCCCUCGGUCGGAAUUAUUAAUGCACUUUCUCGAGAGCGUGCGAUGAACUAGAUGAUUCGCCGCCGCUCGAGCAUCGAGCGCUUACAUAUAAGAGGGGGAGAGGAGGAAGCAAAUGCAAAACUCGCGUUUCUGCCUUACGCAGCUAUGCAGAACGACCUUAAUUACGUAAUACAAUCGAGUAGCGAGUCAGUCCGCGUUCCUCCUCCGUCGCUUCUUCACAGAAAAUGUGAUUUCACCUCGGAUUCCAUGGUUUGCAUGGCCGGCUAGAGGCGAGCGGGGAAUAUCGCGUUUUGAAAUAAUAGCCAAGUGUGCCCGCCGGCAUUUCUCUCCAUUAAUUAUUCCGUUUAGCUCGGAUCGCAACGAGAAGACGAUCUCGUGCGACGGCAAUGCCGACGUCGACUGUUAACACGCCACGAUGACGUUACGCAAAGCGAGAGGAACAGGAUCCCGCGUUCUCGUUCGACAUUACCGCCUGUUUACUUUGACGGAAACGAGAGAGAGAAGAAGAGAGACACGUAAUUCUGUCAUUACGGAACCAGUUUUUUUUCUUUUCGGGCGGUGCGACAAAAUUGUUCGCAAAUUGCGCGAACGCACAUGUUCGCCGAGGAAACGAGGCGUGAAACGAAGACCUAAGAUCAUCGACGACGCUUCGCUUCCGUCCCGAAUAAAGCGGUCGAUCGAGAAAUCUCUUGAGGGUCUCGCGUCGUAAUUAGCGUCGAAAUCACUCGUUAAUAAGCCGCCGAUGUGGGUUUAACCGGCAGGCGACUCGUCCGGUUUUUGUGCGAUUUAAUACACGGCUGCGGUCUUUGCGGUCGCAAAGACCGACGCUAAUCCACACCGGCGAUAAAUGCCCGCGUCGGUGCCGCACGUGUGCGGUAAAUGGAUCGCGCAUAGUUGGAGGCCGAUCGCUCAUUCGUGACGCAACUGAUUCCGGGAAACGAGAUCAAUUCCUUCUUCUUCCCUUUUCUUUUUUUUUUGUAAAUCCGCGCGGUCCGUCUAUUAUUAAUGGUUAUCUUUUGAGACAUUUCAGUCUGCGGUCUGAGAAGACUAAUGUGAUGUAGAUUAUCCUGCUUGGAUAUAAUUUCUUUCUCUUUAUUUUGUGACUUGCGGCAUGGAUAUUUGGUGUUUUUGGAAGAUGCAUAAUGGGACGUUGUCGCGUUGUUUUUCGCCACCAGUGUAAAUUAAACUACAUUCUCGAUAUAGUGAUUCAAUGGAGACAUUUUGAAAUUCAAAAUGGUGCAAAUUUCGAAGCAAUUUUCGAAAAAACUGUGAUUUAAAAGCAAUAAUUUCAGAUUUGUUGAUUCCCAUUAAAGAGUCCGAUAAAAUCGUUUGUUUCCACUUCGAUACGUUCGAGACUCGACUGUCCGCAUGAUGUAUCUGCGCUUUCAAAGCUUCGACAUGCACGACAGUUAAGAGGGAGAGAGAGAAUGUGAACGGUGGUCGGAGAACUUGAAUGAACCGCUCAAGAAGCUGACGCGCGCGCGCGCGUUGCGCGAGACGAUGUUAUCUGUAACGUGAGAAAAUAGGGUUUCUCAUUAACCGGUCUCUCGUUACGCGUGCAACGCAGACGCAUGCGAAUUGUACGUUCAUUGUUACCGGAGUACGCUGAACCGGUAUCGAGGAGGGAGGGGGAUAUUAAUAAAUAGGUCGCGAUCGCCAACCAAUAGCUGCGAAACCGCGUUCGUAUCGCGUCUUGAUUCCAGGCGAGGCAUUAUCAUCGGCGAUACGCGUAUACGAUUAACGGUUUGUUUUUAUUAUGCGGUUUAUCGAUCGCCGCGAGCAACGUCGAGCACGCGAACUUGCGUUUUUUUUGUUAUUGCGCUUGGCUGUUAUCGCGGUAGUAUUAACGGAUAGUUCUCCCAGUCGCGUAAGAAAUUCUUAUCAUUCUCUGUUUUCCGCAAACGAUUAUUAACAACACGCGAUUGAUCUUCCAGGAAACGUACGGUUUCGGUCGAAUAUGACGAGUGUUCCCAAGGACCUAUGUCGAAAAAUGUAGGGCGAGUUUCCCUACUCUACUCGCCGAGUUAAUUAUGACGAACGAAAUGAAUCGUAACGGCGCAUCUAUUAGUUGCUAAAACGAAAUUAUCGCGUACGCGAUAAUCGCGUUACAACGUUUAAGUAUAGUAAUAUAAUAGAAAGAUCGAAACUCGUUAGCAUCUCAAGCUAACGCGUAUGACGCUCAAGUGGCACGACAAACUUUCGAUGUUGGAAACCAGUCUUGCAGGAGAAGAAGCAAUCUUUGGCUUUAGUAACCACAAACGCGCCGACGCGGCUUGGAUAUUACGAGAGAGUCUUUUAAAUGCGGGGACGUGUGCAUGCGUAGCGCAAUGCGUAUUAUUUCAAAGAACACUCGAGAGAUAGAUAAUAAGAUGCUUGCGAGAGAGAGAGACUAGAGUAAACACUAGGAACUUUUAUGCUGGUCAUUUUGAAAUCUGACAACGAAAGGUAGAGAAAGAUGGAGAGAAUUCUACCUCUAAUUGUCGUCUCCUGUCGUUCACUACAAACUGCCAGCUUACGUCAUGAUAAUUCCUGUCAUUUUUCCUUCGACGACUUAUUGAAACGACUACAUUCAAAAUUGGAUAUGAUUCGCUGGAAUUUUGUUUCGUUCUUUUCGCGAAAAAUUACAAAAAUUUUAAUUAAAAUUUGUGAGAUAUAUUGUAUCAAUAUUAGGUGAAUGAUUCAGUGAAGAUACCAUUUUCGAAAUGCGAAAUUCAAAUUAGCAUUUUCCUUGCCUGGCAAUAAAGCGAUGAAUGCAAUUUCGCGAAACGGAGAAUCAGGAAAAGAAAACGGACAACGAUGACUCGUUCAUAGCGGUAAAUCAAUAAAGAUGUUUACAGGAACUCACGUUAAAAUAUAGCAAUUCGUCUCGACAGUUGGCGAAGAGAAGAAAAACGAUGGGAGAGGAUGUUACUUUCGCCGCUCGCGUUUGCGAGUUUCCCCAUCGCGUUCUUCUAGAACUUUACACUUUCAUCAGUAAUGCUUGUUAACUCGAGGAGUUUUUAAUGUAAUUCGAAGAAGAUUUGCAAACUCGAAUCGUAUCUAUUAAUAUACAACGAGUUUCGAAUAACUCUGGUUACGUAAACGGAUUCUCGAUUGCAUCCUUGAAACGGUAUUGUUGUUGCUCUCAGGAAUUUGAUCGAGACGAUGAUGAUCCUAGCGAAACCGCAUGAUUAUUUCGUGAUCCGCGAACGAAUUUGUCGUCGCAGCUCGCGCGCUGAAGCGUAAUCGCACGUGUUUACGCGUGGAUCCGCAACGAUGAACGAUACCGACGUAUUAAUUCCGACGGAACAUCGCUGUCCGCGUCGGGGAUUACGCAAGUAUCCCAGUAUCGACAAGAAAUUGUGGGAUGCGAGCAGCAGGUGGAUACUGCAGUGGGAUAACAUAGUGAAGCAUCCGGGUGCGCGGGCCAGGGGAUGUCACUGCGACAUACACAAACCGCCUUGGCUCUAUCCGGAUUUAGUGGGCAAAGACAACGACGAACCCGACAGAGCGAUCAAGUCGGCUCCCGUCAAGAGACUUAACAUGCCGCCGAAGAGGGGUCAGUUUGGACCCGCCAAGAUACCAACUUCUGCCUUAGCGCAAGCCGGAGCCGUCGACGAAGAAUGCUUCAUCGCUUCGUUCGAAGAUGUGCCUACCGUCAAUCUAUUUUCGGCGAAGGAUUUGGAGGAACAGAUGAAGAUUAUCAAAGAUACGGUGGGCGAUGAUAAGAAGGACUGGAAGCAGAGAAUGGACAGUAUGAAGAAAUUGAGGGGCAUUGUACUUGCAGGCGGCACGAAUUACGAAAAUUUUCACGAGUGCCUAAAGAACGUACAGCGACCGUUCGAACAGGCCUGCACCGACCUCAGGUCUCAGGUGGUCAGAGAAGCGUGUAUAACUCUAGCCUUUCUGAGUCAAAGCCUGAAAACCAAAUUUGCCAGUUUUGGCGAGGCGGUGCUGCUCACGUUAAUGAACCUCAUACAGAACAGUGCCAAGGUCGUGGCAUCGGCCGGCGCGGUGGCAGUUCGGUUUAUCCUUCAAAAUACCCAUUGCAGUCGUUAUGUGCCUAUAAUUAUGUCGUGCGUAAGCAACAAGAGCAAAGACAUACGCAGGGCGUCCUGGGAAUAUCUGACCCUAAUACUGCAGACUUGGCCUACGCAGAUACUGCAGAAGCACGUAACAGUAUUGCCGGAUGCGCUCAAGAAGGGUAUUGCGGAUUCUGAUUCAGAAGCGCGAGCCUUCGCCAGGAAAUCAUACUGGGCAUUUAAAAAUCACUUUCCAGAGCAGGCUGAAAUACUACUUAAUAACCUGGAUGCGACAUACAAACGCUCCUUGAUGUCUCUCAGUAAUAGCGGCAGUAGUAACAGCCUGAAUGUCGUGGCUAAUGCAAGAUCGUCGAGCGUUAGUCCACGUACAGCCAGACCCGUAAUGAGCGCGGCAGGUAGUACGGAAAAUUUGCAUCAGACCACAGGCCAGCCACACGGCCCGCUCAGACGUACCCCGUCCUUGCCACGGUCUUAUCGUCAGUCUGGUAUCCCGAUAUUGCAAAGACCAACAGACAGUCACUACCGUGGUACACCAGGAGGAGUUAGAUCUACCAGUGCAAUUGAUCUGCAAGCCGCUCAAAGGGCGAAGGCGAGGCUAAUGUACGCAAAUAUGAGUCGACAGAAAGCAGCAGCCCUUCCUCGUCCUAGUAAGAGUCCGGAUCCCAAUGCAGUUGCCAGCCCAGAGAGAAUCGCAAGGACGAGAACAAGAGUCUCGGGAGUUUCGCAAUCUCAACCUAGCAGUAGAUCGGGUUCCCCGUCGUCUAGAUUAAGCUACGCCACGUACAAUCGUGAAGGCGAAUCACUAAUUGGUAGACCGAGACGAUUAUCCGGGCACGGCAUCGGCAGCACUAGCAACAGCCGCGAACCUAGUCCACAGAGAUUCGGAAUGGACAGGAGCUUUGUGAGCAAACUGAGAGGGAGAAACGUGCACAUGUCGCCGACGGACAGCACGAGGCCGCCAGUGAUGGCGCAGAAAAUGCUGCAAAAGUCACGCGAGGCAGAGUCCGCUCUGGCAGAUGCUCUGACAUUUGACAGUAUUGAAAAUUACAGCAGGAUACCGGGCGGUAAGGGGGAUCACAGCGAUGACAGCGAGAACAGCAGCAUAUGUUCGGAACGGAGCAUAGAUGGUUUCAGACGGGCAAGUGAUUCGUUCUCAUGGAGUGGCUCUCAACCGAGACUAUACCGUGAUCUAUGGGAUCAAUCUAUCCCGAAGGACAUCAAAGAGAUUAUUGAGAACUGUGCUCACAAGCAUUGGGGAGAUAGGAAAGAAGGUUUAGUAAGCUUGCAGCAUUAUUUGAGUAGUGGAAAUACUCUUACAACGGCAGACUUGCGUAGAGUGACGGAUAUCUUUACGAAAAUGUUUAUGGAUUCUCACACGAAGGUGUUUAGUCUAUUCCUUGACACAUUGAACGAAUUGGUGAUUACUCACAACGAAGAUCUUGGCGAUUGGCUUUAUGUGUUAUGUGCAAGACUGCUGAAUAAAUUGGGCACCGAUCUGUUAGGAUCUAUACAAGCAAAGAUCCACAAAACGCUCGACGUUGUGAGAGACAAUUUCCCGGGCCAACAGCUUCUACCAGCCGUGAUGAGGUAUCUGACAGAUCCAACACAAACACCAAAUUCUCGCGUGAAAGUAGCAGCGUUGACUUUUAUCACGCAAAUCGCUGAAACGGCAGAACCGUCCGCGUUGGGCAGUUCUGCAGCGACAGCGCUCGCACGGCUACUCGACUGGUCGAAUGACGUUAAAAGCCAAGACGUAAGAAAGCACGCGCAAAACGCUGUGAUAUCGCUUUACAAUCUCAAUCCGCCUCAAGUUACCAUGAUACUCUCCGAUCUACCGAAAUAUUACCAAGAAACGGCCUGCCCCCUCGUGCAGAAUCAUCUGAGGAAAUCGUCUGGUGCAAGUAAUCCAGCGUCACCGGGCACGCCGCCGCCCAGAGCACAGAGUUCACCGGCUCGUACGAAACCGAAAAACGAAAUUAAAACGGAGGUAAAGACCGAAAUCGAUGGUGGAGAUGAAAACCUGGAGGAGGUGUACAAAUCUUUGCGACGCACAACCGCCGAGAUCCAGAAUUAUGGCUUCGAACGUUUGGAGAGAGCAACUACCAGCAAAGAUAGCGGAAUCAGCAACAUGGCCGACGUGGAGGAGAGAAUAGAAGGCCUCGCGUUAUCUAACUCGGGCCGAUCUUCAUCCGUUUCCUCACCAACGCAACGAGGACGAUCCGUCAGCAACAUAACGGUGAACGGAUCCGAUACGAUUGCUGGCGAUUUGAUUCUACCUCAAGAAAAUAACGGUUAUAAAACGCAUGGAUCAUCACCCGAUUCAACGAACAGACAACAAAUGGUAGAUGACGUGGUGAAAACUCUGCAAUCUAAGGUGGCCCAAACCACGGAGAAAGUAUCGGUGUUGCAAGAAUUUCAGUCAUACGUCCGCGAGGGCGACGCGUCGAACAUUAAACGAAACUUCAAGAAAGUGCUGAAAGUUCUGUUAGAUAGCUUAUCAAAUGAUGGCAAGGUAAUCCAAGUAGAAGUGCUUCAAACGUUGGUUGAGAUGCUUAGGUGCUCUGAAUUAGUAGAGUGUUUUUCAUCGUACAAUGAGCUACUGGUAUUGAAGGUCAUCUACGCCUACAAGUGCGACGAGCAAAAAGUCGAUUCUUCCGGCGGUAGUGGCAGCAGAUCACCGGUAAACUGGAACGCAGAGAAAUGCGCGGCAACAAUGGCUAUGGUUUUAAAGCCGGAACAAAUUAUCCACUUGGUCUCCACUAUAAUCGCUACGGAAUCGUAUCCAUUAAAUAUGGGCGCGAUAAAAAUGCUGCAUAAAGUGGUGGAACAUUGGGGUCGCGAGGCCAUCGAACCACACCUUGCCAAAGUUAUGCCGGGUCUUAUCAAGGCCUAUGACGAUGCCGAGAGCGCGGUUCGCAAAAGCGCAGUCUUUUGCAUGGUGGCAAUCCACGUGGCGGUUGGCGAGGAGGUGCUGAAGCCACACUUGAGCUGUCUGUAUUCCAGCAAACUGAAACUGCUGAACAUUUAUAUACAGCGCGCUCAUCAGCAGGCAAACAGUCAACCUGCGAGUCCGCGUAGCAAUAACAAGAAUUAACUAACAUCCACUACUACGACUCUCAGAGUCGCGAUACUCAAGAGAUUCGCCCGCUUCGGCAUGCGGCAUGAGCGAAUGCUCGUCAGCUUCCUCAGUAAGUCCGAUCCGUGACGAUGGUCCACGACGACGGUUUUAACAAUAUGACUUUGAAGGUUUUGAUACGAUAGAGACUGAUAGAGAUGAUGUACGUAUGCAUACGGAAUUUCGCGACGAGGUGCAUGCGACUUCGAGACGACAGUGAUGUCGCGCGUGGAAUCGUCAAACGAGUUGCAACAUUUAUCGAGUUACUGUUUAUUUGUAAGAAAAUAAAAGCGAAUGUUUUUUCAAUUGAAAGAGAGUUUAUGAAAAUUAGUAACAUGAGACUAUCUUACAUUUCCUGCUUCUAAUGUGAACCGUAUGAAAACUGAGAAAGCGCAUUUCUUCAGGAUUAUCUUCAGGAUAGAAAUCGUAAAGUUUUGAUGUGCACUAUGAAGAAAUUUUUAAUUGUAAGAUAGCAACGUAGAAUUGCAGACAAAUUCGUUAUACUUCAAAUGUUAUUGUAAACGUUAUUGUAAGAAUCAUAUGCGUAAAUCUAAUUUAGCUGUAAUUUGUUGUAUCUGCAUAUUUUUAUAGUUUUACAAGAAAACUUUUAAUGUUCUGAAAUUAUCUCGUCAAAUCAUUUUACUAUAACUAUACUUUUUUAUAAAUCAUAGUGUGAUUGUGUAAUAUGUAAUGCUAUACGUUAUAUGAUUGCCUAUGAUUAAUAUUAUUAAAAAUUUGCAGUAUGCGCAGGUUAAUUUAGUUUCUACAAUUUUAUGACUACUUACAAUUUAAAAAUUACAAAUUCUAUGCUGAAAAUACCAUAUUUUGUUAUAAUACUGGAAUAUCAAAAUUUGAAUAUUUAAACACUGUCAAAACUUUGCGAUUAAAUUCUCUGUGAUAUUAAAGAAGCGUGCUUUCAUAUUUGUAACGUAAUUUAUGAUGUGUUUUCCGUUACUGUGCAUGUUACAUACCACGGGAUUUGCGUCAGAAAAUGAUUUCAAUUGGCAAAUGUGUCUACAGGUUGUUCCAUGCUGGAAAAAGACACUGCAAAAUUAUUUUUGUAACGUUAUAUAGCUGUUUACAAAAUGGAUGAUUCUUUCAUUCGCUGAGUCUUCUAAUCAAUUUUUAUUUUCUUACUCCAACAGAUGACGAUUUAUCUACAUCUUGUUUUAUAAUGGAGAGUUAUAGUAUUCACAAAAUGCAGUAUUUUGAUGUAUAUACACGUCUGCAUCUCUACGAGCGCAAUAGUGCCGAAAUAUUUUCUUUUACAGUAUUGUAGCCCCUUCAUCAUCGUAAGAGACUCGUAAGACUCGGUAAAACGGACAAUGGCAAAAACAACGUGACAUCACUGUCUAUGAAUAACGAGUUCGAUAUCUCUCGUUAGUAUGCAACCGAAUAUCGAUCACACAGGCUACCAGCGAACGUUACGUUAAACACACACUGUAUGCUCGUUACUUGCGAAUAUCGAGAGUAAUCGGCGAUCCGGCGAUGGUGCACUAAGAGCAAAAGUGGGAAGGAAAGUGUGUAAUUUAUUUCGUUUGAAAAUCUACGUGCUAGUCAGAUUCCCAAGGAUGCACAAUGAAACGUAAAAGACACAAACGGCAUAGUCUUUUGUCAAACCAUGUUUAUACACACAAAUAAUACAGAUAAUACAAAAGAGUGAGAGAGUGAGAGAGGAAGACAGCGCUGUAAUGUAAAAGAAUGAGAGUUGUAUGACUGAGAUUAGCGCGUGUUUGAGAAGCAAGCUAGAUAAAGUAGUUGCGAUUAGCGAAACGAUCUGCUCGAGACUAACGUUAACACUUAAAACUAUUCAUCACGUUGCCAAUAAUCGAAGGAACGCUAAAUCAAACGCUAACUUAACGAGUUUAGUAACACUUUGUGCCAUUGUCGUUUCUGUUUACUCUGUAUAAGAGAAAAAAAUUAUAUAUUAUAUAUAUUAUAUAUGGAUCAUCCUUUGCCCUUUUCUUACUAUAUAUUUAGUCGGGAUAAGAUAAUAAAAUAAUUUUAUUAUAAAUUCGACGAAAAGAGAGAAAUUUUCUCAGAGAAGAUCAUUAAGAUAUUAUGUAAGCUAAUGAGGAAAUCGUUUUGGGAAUUCGUUAUCCGGCGUAAGUAUUGUCAAUACACCUGAGUAUAGUUGUAACUAAUGGAACGUACACGAACGUAUGUACACGUUGAUCGGCAGACGCUUUGUUGUAACGCGAAUCAUCUCAUGGUACCAUGAAUACAAUAAUUCGUUUCAGCGUGAUGACGCAGUAAUAAUUUACGUCUCGAAUACAAUACGGCCAACUAGUGCCAAAAAAAUGAAGCAAAAAUGGUGUGCAAACGAUUCGAUGUGGAGGAUUGAAGUAAAGAGGAAAAAAAUAUGACGGAUUGCGUAUUUCUUUUUACUUGGUGCCUUCGGCGUCGACGCGAUGCGAUUUGAUCGAAGAUUGUCUUUCAUCGUCACAUUUAGGAACAAUAUCGCAUAGUGCAGUCAUGAUAAACGAGAAAGAGAGGAAAGGAAGAGGAUACAGAAUUUUAACUGUUGCCGACGUGUCGUAUAAAUGAAAAAAAUCUUAUUAAUUAUUCUAGCGUAGCGGAUUUUAAAUGGAUUCGAUAUUUUUCCCAUUCUGUGCGAGAUGCCCCGAAUAGAAUAUAUUCGUUCUACGCGCCAUCCAUACACGCGUGUUAAUCUGCGCUUCUAUCAUACUUGAUUCGAAGGCUGAAUUACUGUCAAAACAAAUGUGGUUCACUAGCUUCCGAGGGAAGACACGACCGCGACGGAUCUUCAUCGAGGGGGAUUUUCGUUGCGUGUUGAACUCGAUCCAACUCCGCGCGGCGGUUUUAAUUGAUUGACGAAUUGAUUGCGCCCUUAAAAUCUGCUGAAAGUCCGCAGGCCAGCCAAUCUGUAGGUCAUGUGUGGAAUCAAAGGGCUCGAUAUCCGAGUCUGUAUUUUGUGAAUUUCAUGGCGAGCACGAUGUUAUAGCAUAUAUGCUACAAACGUAUGUGUAUAUGGAGCUUGCCAAGUUUUACGCACUUGUCCCUCAUUCGUAUAGGACACUUUGAUUCUGCCAGGAUGCGCCAGCACAUUGGUCGGUUUGAGAUUCGCUAGCUUUCGACAUGGUCUGAUGUGUAUCGCGUUUAUGUACAUAUAUACAUAUUAUACGACACGCGAGAUACAUAGAACUUGAUAUACUGAUAAUUAAAUAAUACUUUGAUAUUAGGUAGCUCAUCGUCACUGCCUGCAGCGUUGGUCGUGCUGAGGAUAAACGUGGCUCUUGCAACACAGCCCGACUCUGCGUGGUGAUCGUGUUUAAUCGAUUCGCUUGUUCUGUUAAGUUUUUGCGCGAGCGUUAUCAUCAUUAUAUCACAUUAUUACUAAUUGAUUAAUUAUUGUAUUACUAUUAUUAUUAUUACUAUUGUACCGACCUGCUCGACUUGCGUUGUAUCGUGUCGAUGCGUGUGUGAUAUACGUAAGAUACCACCUCUGUAACGUGCCGAGCGUUGCGAACGAUCCACGGCAACACUUUCCAUUUUCUCUUCCUCGUGCGAGUCUCGAAUCUCGCGUGGAUCGUUCGCGCGACGGAGAAGCUGUAGAACGUAAGGCUUCGUGUGCGUUAUCGUUUCAAUGAUUGUUGACCCGUUAUCCUCGAUGCGCAUAAAAUGAAAUCCUCUCGCCGAGAUGAGCGUUUCAUGCGAGUUCACCGCUACUGAUUUUCGCACCCCAAGCGUAUUCACGAGUCGCAGUAUUUUGUUCGUCCGCUUUGCGUAUAAAUAUCGAGGUGAUAUCGCUAUGUUUAUUAUCUCGACGCGCGAUUAUUAUUAACGGAACGUCGCGUGCACGAUGAUCGACCGAACGGCGGAUCCGCACGAUCCGCGGACACAUUUGCAACUCGAAUGGAAAAUUCGGAAACGGAAAGAUCGUCAAGUCCGUAAGCGAGAAAAGCGAAAGCGCGAGAUCCUUUCUCUCAGCGGCUCAGCGAGGAAGAGCCUGACUGCUGUAACAAUGGUGAAUUUUCUUUCUGUUCAAGAUGCAAGAGAAUGUAUUAUGCUAAUUAUUGUGCGUUCUUAUUGUCAAGGGAAUUACACCUGGAUUAUAUUAUUAUUAUAAAUCAUGGACUGGAUUCGUUUAUUGUUAAAAGAUCAAAAUCCAAGUUUACUGUUUCUAAUUUUCUUUUUGUUGCAUUUCAUUUGUCACGGCAAUUGAGAAUCUCUGGACUAAAUAAAAUUCCUCAAGAACUGCUCGCAACGGUAAAUUACGCUGCAAAUUACGUGCCUUGUGUGUUUUAUCGAAAUCAAUUUUGUAUAAAAUAGUUUUACUUUUUAUCAACUAUCAAAAGCCUAGUUCCAUGGUAUUACGCUCUUUUGGUUUAUAUUUGAUAUCUUCGUUCUUUUCUAACCACCCAUAAAGAUUUCAUCAAGACACUUAUGCGAAUGCGCAUGCGCCGCUUUGAAUUCGAAGAGUUUCUCGCGCAGUUUCCUCAGUCCGCGAUGGUCGCGCGUGCUGUGAUGCCUGUGAUGCGUGCACAAUGGUUCUUCUCGAGUCACGGCGACGUAUAUGUGAGUAUUGUCAUUAUUCAUCUCAUUAAUCGCCUUGGAACGUCGAAGCGUGAACGAUAUUUCAGUAAUUGCAACGCAACGCGCAUCGCGAGCGAGACGUAGUUGAGGCUCAGCUCGCAAAAUUCAUCAGUAAUUCCGAGUUAACCGGCUAAAUGCUUGGAAACGGACGCGACAACUUUUUAUUAAUUGAUUUGUAGGUUCUGAUCGAUCGAUCGGCGUAUCAUGUGACAUAGUUAACCUCGACUAUCAUUGUUCUGGUUACGAUUAUCUUGCAUAGCGGAUGUUGGAGAUCGCGCGCUCGUAGUCGCCAUAUUUCUAUCGUAACAUGUAUGUACAAGGUGUGCCGAAAACAUCGGGGGGAGAGAGACUUCCGAUGAUUUCGGAUCGCCGAUCGUAUUAUCGACUGCCCCAAUCUCAUCGUUUUCCGAGCGGUUUGCUUCUCUUUGAUCCCGUGAAACCAAACCGCGCGUAACGAGCUUGACGGGGAGACGCGGCGGAAAGAAAAAGAUUAUAAAGAAUAGUACUAUAUGAGGAGAGAAA